GUCCACACAUACGUUCGCCAUGUGCCAUGACAUUCAAAACAGCUGUAUGCAGAAAAUUAAAUUCAGAAAGAGGGAAGAGACCUCGCAUGAUCAGGAGUGAGGUAAUAUAUUUCACUUUUUAGACGCGGUCUCUUUAAGCUCUCCCACCGCAGCAGGUGAGUCAACUUAUUACCAAAACUGAACUCUGAGGCCUUGACUUUGACUGUUCCUAAAAGAUGAGUAAGUCAACGAGAGCUGACUAAAUACUGACAAUUCUAAAAUCGUGAUGAUUCACCUGCGUGAGAGUGUGGGCAGGCCACCAAUUGUAGCAAAAAUGAGAUUUUAUUUCCCCAAUGUUGUUUGUGUACGGGCUGAAAUGGGAAACGAAUGAUUGGAGUACGUGAUGAGAAUGACAGGCGCGCUUCGUUGGGACGUGUUGCCACAUGCAAUCGAUCGCAUGAUGCUUGAACUGCAUGGAGCUUUCUCACUGUGAGACGAUCUCUGUACGAGCGUCAUUAAGAUCAUUGGUGGCUGAACUGGGCUCAUAAUCCAACAGUCAUGCACUGGCAACAAGCACGUCUCUUCGACCGACUCACGUCGGGGGUCGGGCAGCGUCGCCGUCAUGCAUUGUCCGUCGGGCGAGUCCAAUUUCGCCACACUCCGUCAAUUCGGCCAUGGACUGCCACGUGAAGGCUGCUCUGAGACUCCCUCACGAGAAUGAAAUUGGCGAGAUCUCGGUCGCGCAACUGUGCAGCAGAUUCGAUUCUCCCCCGCCCUUCUCUCCCAUUCGGUGCACGAGGCAGUCGCUUUCGCCCGUGAUGGAAGAGACGUCGGGCCUCGUAGAUGAGCAUUCCACCGACUGUCAAGACGGAGUAGAACGAGCGUCGACCGAUUGCGACGCGGCAGUUGACGUUGACGUUGACGUUGCAUGUCUUACUCCCAAAGCUUCAUACGCUUUCAGUCUGCUGCAGAAAUCGAUGGAAAGGAAUUUGGAAAGUUUGUACGCCGAGCAAACUGCGACGGAAAACUGCAGACAAUGUUCUGAUUCGCCACAGUCCUUCAAGGAGAAUGAAUCGGAGACUUUGAAAGCUUUGACAUCCCAAUCGUCAGUGGAUAUUGAACUUGCCUGUGUGAAAUUUAAUCCAGUUUUGACUGAACUCCUCGAACUUGUGCCCGAAGACUCCAUCUUUAAAUCGUUGAACCACGUAAGAUUUCCUGGCCCGUCGUCGAGGGUCUCUAAGAAGAAAAUUAAUGACGUCGACAAUUCCCAAAUUGUCAGCGGCUCGAGGAACAGUCAGGAAAACGCACGGAAAGAGGAAGCGGAUCCAAUUGAUGAGUACGAGGCGGGACGAGGCAGGAAUCUUAAUUUCCUAUAAAAGGGAUAAUUUAUCAUGUCAAAUCCAGACGAACAACAAACAAGUCCAAGGUCGCACACGAAACGAAGGAUUUCGAAGCUCAAUUCUAAAGAAAGGAUGAUGUGUGUGUUCAAGUUUACAUCCGUUCAAUUGAAGAGUCGAUCACGGUACUGAAUCGCAGAUUGACUAUUAAUCUUCAAAGGAGUUCGGGGGAGUUCGGGGGAGUACAGAGCCACUAGGAUUGGACAUGGGCCGGGCAGUUGGAAAAAUCGUGAGCGCGAAAGUUUAGUUCCCGUCCUGGACGAUAAAGUCAAAUCUCCCGAGAAUUUUGUUCCGAGAAGGCAGAGUAACGGCCUGUGAUGGACAUUCGCACAUGAACGCGUCCCGAUCGGCCAGCACAAAAUACAUGCUGCGGCUCCGAGAAAAGCCGCAUCUUCUCCUUAUCUCGGCCGUUCAUGACCAAAGUGAACCGGAAGGUCUUCAUAUGGAAAGGAUAAACUGCAAUUAGUAAACCUCAUCGCCUCCACUCAGUGAAUGUCUCGCCCUUUACAAGCAAUUCUACAAAAUUUCUGUAGAGGAAACCACUUACUGUAUGUGAAGACAUUGGAAAUUGGUUCACAGAGGAUUUAAUUUAGGUCCUCCUCUCAUCGCCGUUUUGAACACAUGGAUGGCUAGAUCAACCGGUUCGAGUGGGGUCUCUGGCGAUGCCAGCUUGUGUGCCAGCUUGAUGGGGAGAUGGCCUUCUGUGUUCUGUACUCUAGGCAAAGAAGGCAUUGUCAGUGUUCUUUCAUCUCCGUACAGUAUACCAUGAUAUGAUGUAGACGUCUACUUGAACUACAUGACAUUCACAGUUGUCUCAUUCCAACUCGGCAGUUUGGCAUCGGUGUCAAAGGUAUCCAACAGAAGCCUAUAGACGGGUUUUACAUCUAAAGUUGCAAUUAGGAUGGAAAAUUGCUGAGAAUAAUAAUAAGAAAAUCACAUCACUGCUUGUAAGAUAAGACCCCCAUUGGGACUGCCCUGCACACGAACACCCUCAUGAAAUCGAUGAUGUGCCCACUCAGGUUAUUUUCUUCCGAUUACAAACACUAUCCGUUUUACAAAGAGAAUGUCCCUUCGGCCGUUCCUCCCGGUCGAAUUUCAUUAUCGAAGACCACAUGUCUCUGAACAUAAUUGUGCAAUAACCAGAUGACUUUGUGCGGG
Messenger RNA from Marchantia polymorpha subsp. ruderalis, 2534 nucleotides. Lineage: Eukaryota; Viridiplantae; Streptophyta; Marchantiopsida; Marchantiales; Marchantiaceae. The record is from the annotation of a GenBank genome assembly.